CUUCUUUCCUGCUGAUUCGGGGGGAGAAGUCAUGCAGUCUCCUACCGGCAAUUCCAAAGGCGGCAGCCCGCCUGUAGAACCAGAGUCAGUUGAGUCGGACUACGAGUAUGAAUAUGACGAGUCCGAGAGGGAGACAUUUUACAUCAACCUUGACCUCACGUCCUGCAAUGGCCCGAUACGACCGCCGAGGCAGAGAUCUGCUGCCUCCUCAAAUUCCCUCGUCCCGUUAGUUGAUAUGACGACUUCGCAGCCAGGGUCUCCAGUUCCCCACUCAAGCCCAAACCAGGGUCAAUCAACUGGAAUUGACCCAGAUCUGGAAAUGGAACUUCAAAAUCAAAUUCAAAUAAUGGAGCUACACUCACCUAAUCCUAUCGUGUCCUACCAAAAUCAGAUCUUUAGCUGUUCCUGGGCUGAUCAAAUUGGAACCGAUAUGAUGUUUUCACUGCCUGGCGAUGAAGACGAUACUCCCGCUCUGCGACAAAAUAGGGAUUUUGACUUAGUUUCCACGACGCGAGUGAAAAUCCUAGGUCAGAAAGCGCAUCUCAUAUCGGGUUCUAGCUCUAGCCAAGCUCAAAGAAUGCGCUCAGGAGGUUCUUCAACUGGACAAGCGCAAUUCCUAGAAUGCCUUAUGAGAGCAAAAAGAGCUAAAGGUGAAGAGGAUAUUGUUCGAACAACUUUUCCUCAAGCGCAAAAGCGAAACCAAAAUAUUGAGGAAAGAUUGCAGGGUUGGGCUAGAACUGAAGGAAUGCUUGCUGAACUCGAGAACGUCAGCCAGCAGGCGCGGUCUGGCGACCCCGAAGCUAUGAAAAGACUAGGAGAGAUUUACGCACGAUUUGAUGCUGCUUCACGGAAGAAUGUUGGACCAGAAACUCCUGCCACCAAUGCCCAAUCGUCGACGCCGCUUGUCCAAGAGCAUCUACCCGGAGAUUCAGCGUUGACCUAAUAGCAUUGAAAGCGGAUAACAAUUGCUUGAUUCUUGGCU
Messenger RNA from Coccidioides posadasii C735 delta SOWgp, 982 nucleotides. RefSeq lists its product as uncharacterized. The record is from RefSeq and is a predicted model, not a curated record. Lineage: Eukaryota; Fungi; Ascomycota; Eurotiomycetes; Onygenales; Onygenaceae.